Messenger RNA from Callorhinus ursinus (northern fur seal), 1576 nucleotides. RefSeq names its product immunoglobin superfamily member 21 (gene IGSF21). Lineage: Eukaryota; Metazoa; Chordata; Mammalia; Carnivora; Otariidae. Gene Ontology annotation, cellular component: presynaptic membrane; adherens junction. The record is from RefSeq and is a predicted model, not a curated record. Gene Ontology annotation, biological process: heterophilic cell-cell adhesion; homophilic cell-cell adhesion.
AUGCACCAGAUCUCCCUGAGAGAAUUCAAGACGUUCCCCAUGGGGCAGUUGGAAGUUCUGAAGGCCCCUAAGAAGGCCAGGGGCUACCUGACUGUGAACAUUGAGCCUCUCCCACCCGUGGUGGCUGGUGAUGCCGUGACCUUGAAGUGUAACUUCAAGACAGAUGGUCGCAUGCGCGAGAUCGUGUGGUACCGGGUGACGGAUGGCGGCACCAUCAAGCAGAAGAUCUUUACCUUUGACGCCAUGUUCUCCACCAACUACUCGCACAUGGAGAACUACCGCAAGAGAGAGGACCUGGUGUACCAGUCCACCGUAAGGCUGCCCGAGGUCCGCGUCUCAGACAACGGUCCCUACGAAUGCCACGUGGGCAUCUACGACCGUGCCACAAGAGAGAAGGUGGUCCUGGCAUCGGGCAACAUCUUCCUCAAUGUCAUGGCUCCCCCCACCUCCAUCGAAGUGCUGGCCGCGGACAUGCCAGCCCCCUUCAGCCGCUACCAAGCCCAGAACUUCACGCUGGUCUGCAUCGUGUCUGGCGGGAAACCAGCGCCCAUGGUUUAUUUCAAACGCGAUGGGGAACCCAUUGAGGCAGUGCCCCUGUCCGAGCCUCCGGCUGCAAGCUCUGACCCCCUCCAGGACAGCAGGCCCUUCCGCAGCCUCCUGCACCGUGACCUAGAUGACACCAAGAUGCAGAGGUCGCUGUCCCUGCUGGACCCUGAGAACCGGGGUGGGCGACCCUACACAGAGCGCCCCGCCCGCAGCCUGACCCCAGACCCCAGCGUCCUCUUCCAGCCCACCACCGAGAACAUCCCAGAGACGGUGGUGAGCCGCGAGUUCCCACGCUGGGUCCACAGCAAUGAGCCCAUCUACUUCCUGCGCCACAGCCACGCCCCGGGCAGUGACGGCACCGUGGAGGUGCGUGCCCUGCUCACCUGGGCGCUCAACCCGCAGAUCGACAAUGAGGCCCUCUUCAGCUGUGAGGUCAAGCACCCAGCCCUGUCGAUGCCCAUGCAGGCAGAGGUCACGCUGGUUGCCCCCAAAGGACCCAAAAUCAUGAUGACACCCAGCAGAGCCCGGGUUGGGGACACAGUGAGGAUUCUGGUGCAUGGAUUUCAGAAUGAAGUCUUCCCAGAGCCCAUGUUCACAUGGACACGGGUUGGAAGCCGCCUCCUGGACGGCAGCACCGAGUUUGAUGGGAAGGAGCUGGUGUUGGAGCGGGUUCCCGCCGAGCUCAACGGCUCCAUGUACCGCUGCACGGCCCAGAACCCCCUGGGCUCCACCGACACACACACCCGGCUCAUCGUAUUUGAAAACCCAAAUAUUGCAAGAGGAACAGAGGACUCCAAUGGUUCUGCUUCUGGCCCUCCUGGCGUCCGGCUCACUUUGGUGCUCGCCCUGACAGUGGUCCUGGAGCUGACGUGAAGGCUCGGCCCCUGCUCCCACCGCUCCGCCCAGCACUGACAUCUCUGCGAUCGGUUUUCGUUUCUUUUCUAAACUAUUUCCAGUCUGUUCUUAGUCUCUUUCUGUCUGUGUCCUGGCUUCUUCAGUCAGUUUAAUUAAAACAGAAUAAUUUUCCCCA